Messenger RNA from Anopheles funestus (African malaria mosquito), 5322 nucleotides. It is a transcript of the gene svr, whose product is annotated as carboxypeptidase D. Gene Ontology annotation, molecular function: zinc ion binding; metallocarboxypeptidase activity. The transcript has 13 exons. The record is from RefSeq and is a predicted model, not a curated record. Gene Ontology annotation, biological process: proteolysis. The coding region runs from base 324 to 4682 and encodes 1452 amino acids. NCBI's taxonomy places the organism in Eukaryota, Metazoa, Arthropoda, Insecta, Diptera, Culicidae.
UCUGUCAUAAUGGUUGGUGCUGUGCCAGAGUGUACAGUUUUUCAUCAACAGUUCGAUCAAGAUAAGUGAAAUAAAUUAGCAAAACCGUAUCAUAUGUUUGCAUUCCACGCCAAUCUGCGUGUGUUUCGUCUCCGUGGAGACAGUUAGAAUACCGCUUAUCUUCGCCGCGGGUGAACAAUUGUCGUCCGACUUCGGGUGCAGCCGUGUGAGGGGUGCUGAAUUUAGGUUGGAAAAACAGAGGAUUACAGUGCGUUAGUGGAAAACAGCUGCUAGAGCUAACUCGGCGGUUGAGGCCAAUUGCUCACGCAGCAAGGGGCAGAAUAAUGGCAGACGUGAAAUUAUCGCUGCUGGUGUCAGCAAUUGCGAUAAACUCGCUGCUCUCGGUGUACGGUUUUACGGUGCAAAAUGUGAAUCCAGUCGGUGGUGUUUCCCACGAACUGGAUGAAAGUUUUCUCCAGCAGCCCCAUUACCGUGGCAACGACGAGCUGCUCGAUGUGUUGGCGCACCUGCAGAAGGAUUACCCGGAGCUGGCCAAGGUGCACACGAUUGGCCAGUCCUUGGAAGGACGUCCGCUGACCGUGCUGGAGAUACGCCCGAACGUGAAUCGUCCGCGACCUUUGCUGAUGCCCAUGUUCAAGUACGUAGGUAAUAUGCACGGCGAUGAGACGGUUGGCCGCGAGCUGCUGCUGUACUUGGCACAGUACCUGUUGGCGAAUUACGGUCGGGAUCCGGAAGUCAGUACGCUCGUGAAUGAAACAGCCAUCUAUCUGAUGCCAACAAUGAAUCCCGAUGGAUAUGCGCGAUCCAAGGAAGGUGUCUGCGAAUCCCCGCCAGAUUAUGUUGGACGGUACAAUGCAGCCAAUGUGGAUCUGAAUCGAGAUUUUCCGGAUCGCUUUGAUGAUGACCGUACGCGCCAUCAGCGCAUGAAGCGCCGCCAGCCGGAAACGGUGGCCGUCAUGAGCUGGAUACUAAACAAUCCUUUUGUUCUGUCGGCGAAUCUUCACGGUGGUGCAGUCGUUGCCAGUUAUCCGUACGAUAAUUCGAUCCACCAUCAUGAUUGCUGCGAGGAAAGUCGUACCCCAGACAACAAGUUCUUCAAGUAUGCUGCUCUGACGUAUGCCGAAAAUCAUCCAGUAAUGCGCCAGGGACGUGAUUGUAAUGAAACAUUCCAGAGCGGCAUCACUAACGGUGCCUAUUGGUAUGAGCUGAGCGGUGGUAUGCAGGAUUUUAACUACGUGUACAGCAACUGCUUCGAGGUGACGCUAGAGUUGAGCUGCUGCAAGUUUCCGUAUGCGCGAGAACUGCCCAAGGAGUGGAACAAAAAUAAGCGCAGUCUGAUCGAGUACAUGAAGCUGGUUCACGUCGGUGUGAAGGGUCUCGUCACGGACAGUGCCGGUUAUCCGAUCAAGGAUGCGGAUGUUAUCGUGAGUGGAAUCGAACGGAAUGUACGCACCAGCGAGAGAGGCGAAUACUGGCGCCUUUUGGUACCGGGUCAGUACGAUGUUCGUGUGGAAGCAGUCGGCUAUUAUCCGAGCGAACCAGUUACCGUGCAGGUUAAGGCUGAUCAACCGCUGCAGGUGAACUUCAGCCUGAAGAGCUACGACACCCAAGAAGCUCCUUCGAAGUCGGAACAAGUGCGAGUUGUUCGUGAAACGUUCGACGAUUAUGGAUUUGCCAAAACGCCUGAGUUCGUUCACCACAACUAUACCUCUAUGGUUCGCUACAUUCAAGAGCUCGCUAAUAACUAUCCUUCGAUUACGCAUCUCUACUCGAUCGGCAAAUCGGUGCAGAACCGUGAUCUAUGGGUAAUGGAAAUCACCGAAUCUCCCGGGAAGCACAUACCCGGCAAGCCGGAAGUUAAGUACAUUGCCAACAUGCACGGUAAUGAAGUGGUCGGCCGGGAACUGUUGCUACUGUUUGCGAAGUAUUUGUGCGAAAACUUUAACAGUACGCAGCGCAUUACGAAACUGGUGAACCGGACGCGAUUGCAUCUGCUGUUCAGCAUGAAUCCGGAUGGGUACGAAAUGUCCGAUAGUACCGAUAAGGAUAGUUUGCGUGGCCGUUCGAAUGCGAACAAUGUCGAUCUGAACCGCAACUUUCCGGAUCAGUUCGGGCGCAAUCAAUACAACACCCAUCAGGAGCCGGAAACGAUGGCGGUUAUGAACUGGUCCCUGUCGACGCCGUUCGUACUGUCGGCUAAUCUGCACGGUGGCGCAUUGGUAGCUAACUAUCCGUUUGAUGAUUCGCCCAAGGAUUUUGCGUACUCCAGUGGGUACGGUGAUCCACGCACGGUGAAGAAUCCGACGGAGGAGAACGAGCUGUUCCAGUAUCUGGCACAUGUAUACGCGAAUUCACAUACUACCAUGCAUCUUGGCCGCCCGUGUCGCACGUUUCUGCGGGAAACUUUCCCCGAUGGCAUCACGAAUGGUGCUGCCUGGUACAGUGUCACUGGUGGCAUGCAGGACUGGUCGUACGUAGUUGGUGGAGCAUACGAGCUAACGCUUGAAGUUGGUUGUGACAAAUUCCCGCCCGCUUCACAGCUCCCCGACUUUUGGAAGCAAAACCGCGAAGCAUUACUUCAGUACGUGGAGCAAGCACAGCACGGCAUAACGGGUUACGUGCGAAGCACAAUCGGACAUCCGAUCGGGCGGGCCAGUGUAAAGGUGAACCAGAUUGAGCAUGUAAGCUAUACAACGGCGAAUGGUGAUUACUAUCGAUUGUUGCUACCGGGGCUGUAUAAUGUGACUGCCGAAGCCGAGGGUUACGAGCCACAAUCGCUCGAAGUACGCAUACCGCCCGAAGCAGACCGGGCAGUGAUCGUCGACUUUCAGCUAAUGCGUGACGAUCCACAGCACUGGUCGUCGGCGUACGACUAUCGGACGCUGGAGAACGUCAUCAAUACACGGUACCAUUCGGAUGCGGAACUGAAAUCCACAAUGGCGGAGUUUGAGAAUAAACACUACACAUCGGUUUCGCUAGAGUUCGGUGGUAAUGAGGUAUCGAUCGCGUAUCCUUCCGUAAAGGUGACCGAUAAUAUAGGAACACCGGAAGAAACGAAACUACACAUUCUGAUCAUAUCGUCACUAUUCCAAACGGCCGCUAUAGGGCGGGAGAUGGUCAUGAAUCUGGCACGUCACGUACUUGCUGGGUAUUUAAUCAAGGAACCGUUGUUGAUCCAACUGCUCCAAAAUGCUGUUCUGCACUUUGUCCCGGUAAAGAAUGACUUUGAUGAGAUCAUGCAACAGUUCCGAGCGAAUGCAUCCGUUUGCAAUCCCAAACUCCAUUCGGACGAGCUGGCCGAUAAAUUGCUGAACGCGGAAACUGAUCAUCAGAAGGAUAUGUUCCUGCGCAUGCUGAAGGAAGAGGAGUACGAUCUGGCACUAACAUUUGCUGCCGGUGGACACGAUGUUUUCUUCCCAAAUACAGACGAUAAGGUUGCAAUCUACUCACGGUUUGCGGAAAAAAUUAAAGGCCACAAGUACAGACAGUCUGCCAGCUCCGACAAAUGUACGGUCGAUGCCGGUCAGCUGCAUCAAGUCGAAGCGACGCAACGUGUCACAAAUGCUAUCCACAAAUUGUACGAAGUGCCGUUGUUUACGUUGCAGCUUGGUUGCUGCAAGAUGCCGUCCGAAUCGUCGAUUGCCAGCGUAUGGCGCCAGAAUUUGGAACGCAUGAUCAACUUCCUACGGUUGAUCGAUACUGGCAUCCGAGGUUACGUGAAGGAUAUUCACGGGACACCGCUACGGAAAGCAAUCCUUCGCGUUCAUGGUAAUAAUCUGAUUUACAAGGUAACGCCCAAUCUGGCACACUUCCGCAUCGUUUUACCGUCCGGUUCGAUGGAGAUCGAAAUCAGCUGUUACAACUACACGUCCCGCAUCAUGCCGGUCACCUUGAGCGACAAUCAGAUAUUGGAUCUCGGUGACAUUGUGAUGCAGGAAGCUGCCCGACCGAAGGAAAGUAUCGUUGCGCCGCCUGUACCGGUGAUACCGCAGGCAGUGCCCGAGAAGCAUCAUGAUUUUGGGGUGCUGGAACCAAGCAAAACGAUGAAAGUAUUCCCGCAGGAUGGUGGAGUUGAGUAUAAUGCUGUUGUGAGCGGUAUCGUGAUGGAUGACGCUAAUCAUCCACUGCCGGACGCAAAAGUAUACGUAACGGACGCACACAGUCAAGAAGUUCUAGCAAACGGUCGCACCGGGCCGGUAGGAAAGUUCCAGUUUGAAUCUCUGUCCGGCACGAAAGAUAUUUCGGUACACGCUGAACCGUCUGGUUAUGAGCCGGGCGUAAAGAACAUUAAGCAAGGACCUCUAGGCGGUGCCACAGGUAUCGUGUUCCAUCUAACACGCGACGAACGUGUGCUUGGGAUGCCGCGGCUAGUCUUCGUCAUACUGGCCGGAUGUGUUUCGGUCGGCAUCAUCGUUGCCGGUAUCAUGUGCUUCAUGUACAUUCAAGCGCGCCGUCGUGAUUCGCGCUACUACUACAACUUCUCGCUUCUGCCACAAAAGGGCGAACCGAAUCGGAAGCUGUUCGAUGACGACGAAGAAACGGAACUGUUCCGUGCUUCCACGAAAAAAUUGCAGCCAUACUAUGACGAUGAACGCGAUCCGAUCACCGAUACUGAUGACGACAGUGAGGAGGAAAUAGUCAUGCUAAAUCCUUCGUUCCGCAAUACCAUCAGUCAGUCGUAACCGAGUGGUUCUCUCUCUCCCAUUUCGACCACCAUUCGUUGCGUGAAACACCAACGGUCAAUUAUCCUCGUACCUUAGCACAGAACCUCGUUCUGAACCGAUCGUAGAAUGUGGAUCGCAUAGAUGCAACACUCUUCGCUCGUUUACUUAAACGAUUCGCAGCGUGACAGUCUUGCCUUAUAACGUCGCACUGUUUCUGUUUAAAUUCUAACGACUAGGGAACACUAACUAUUACUAUGACAACGAACGGACCAGAAGCUCGCCGCGUACCGCCGCGGCCAGUUAACUUUAUCAGUUCUGAUUUGUGAUAAACGGAUAAACCUCAUCGUGUGUGUGAAAGGAUCAUCCCCAGUACUGCAUUUGUUUUUUUUUCUUCGGGAAGUUACAUUCCUGGCACAAACUACAUUAACAAAGGAAACACGCUGUGGUGAAACAUAAGUGACACGCGCAUGAACGUGAACUUACGACAUUUGCGUACCCGUGCUGUGAGUAGCAAAAGCCGACAGAAACGAAAGCAGAUACAAAUCAUACAAAAACAUUCCUUCGGCAGGGUACACAACAAUUUCUGGUUUAGAUUAAUUUAUUAUUUUUAAGCAAAAGUACUAAAUAAACGCAUCAUUAGUGUUGUACAAUCAGAGAA